Molecule: messenger RNA, 10268 nt
Organism: Callithrix jacchus (white-tufted-ear marmoset)
Lineage: Eukaryota; Metazoa; Chordata; Mammalia; Primates; Cebidae
Product: DDB1- and CUL4-associated factor 8-like protein 2
Cellular component (GO): Cul4-RING E3 ubiquitin ligase complex; cytoplasm
Molecular function (GO): protein binding
Source: RefSeq, a predicted model, not a curated record
GAGAGGAAAAAGGAAAAGAAAAAGGAAAUGAAAGGAAAUGAGAAGGAAAGGAAGGGAAGAAAGGAAGAAAACAACUCUGACUGUGAACUGCUGCUCAAGGUUCUUGAUUCCCAACACAACUAUACCAAAAGUCCAUGCUCUUGCAAGUUUUAGGCAGCUAUUUGAUUUGUUCUCUGGAUAGUUACAUACAUAAAAACACCGCCAUUCAAUAUGAAAUCUUAAUAAUUCAUGAUUUUAGUCUAGUUUCUCAAAAGAUCCCAGAGAAAACGAGUGGCAUUUCUUCUAUUUUGUGUUUUGUCUGAUCUAAGUGCUCAAACUAGGUGUCUGCGUUGGGAAAGAAAAGCAAUGUACCAGUGUCAGUCUUUAGGACAGCCAUAGAAACCACAGAGCAGCAAAACUAAAAGCAUAAAAAUUCAGAUGCAUUCCCUUUUACCUUUUGGCUUAAAGCUAUAAAUGAUCCCCAUUUUUUAAAGUGUGUAACUAAAUAGUAUUUAAAGGUUCUCACACUUUAUUUUUUAUUUCAUUUUUUUAAAUUUUUUGAGAUAGAGUCUUACCCCAUGACCCAAGCAGGGGUGCAGUGACACAAACAUGACUCACUGCAGCCUCAAUCUCCCAGGCCUAAGGAGUGGGCCAGGCUUGUCUCAGCCUCCCGAGUGGCUGGGACUACAGGCACAUGCCUUCACACCUGGCUAAUUUUUUCGAAAGGUUCUCACAUUUUAAACAGUAGUUCAGUAGUUCGCUGUUAGAUCAAACCACCAUCAGAAUUCUCCCACUCUAAGUCCAUGUCAGUUUUGGAGAAAACUUAGCAAAAGGGGACAUAUGCUGUUCACACAUUGUUUGUUUGUUCUUCGAGACAGAGUCUCACUCUGUCACCCUGCCUAGAGUGCAGUGGCAUGAUGUUGGCUCACUGCAACCUCCACCUCCCAAGUUCAAGCGAUUUUUGUGCUUCAGCCUCCCGAGUAGCUGGGACCACGUUCACGGCACCAUGCUUGGCUAAUUUUUGUAUUUUGUGUUGGCCAGGUUGGUCUUGAACUCCUGACCUCAAGUGAACCACUUGCCUCAGCCUCCCAAAGUACUGGAAUUACAGGCAUGAGCCACAAUGCCUGGCUUUUAAUAUUUAUUAUUAUUUUUAUUUGUCUUUUGAGGCAGGGUCUCACUCUGUCAACCAGGCUGAAGUGCAGUGGUAUAUUCACAGCUCACUGCAACCUCCACCUCCCAGGCUCAAGCAAUCCUCACACUUCAGCUUCCCAAGAAGCUGGAAUUACAGGUAUGUGUCACUACACAUAGCUGAUUUUUUGUAUUUUAGUAGAGAUGGGGUUUCACCAUGUUGGCCAGGAUGGUCUCAAAUUCCUGAUCUCAAAUGACAUGCCCACCUCAGCCUCCCAAAGUGCUAGGAUUAUAGACAUGAGCCACCAUGCCUUGUCUGUUUACAAAUAUUAAUGUCAGGAGUUAAACCUUUUCAAGUCCAGCCUAUGAUAAAAGACUAAUACUUCCUACUACUUGCAUGGGGUUCACUAUUUACUCUUGUGAUGGGAAUAUCACAGGACGAUCACGACUACACCACUUUAAACUGUACAGGUAGCAGUUCACAACUUACUCCUGUGCGUUUAGAUGUACCUGGAAGACCUGUAUCUGUUAGUGAACGUUGUUUGCUAUAAUGGAGGAGAAAACAAAAUUCCUGCAUCUGGGCCUUUGACUGAUCAUUCAAAGGGUUCCUGUUACCUGCUCUCCCUGUUGCAUAUAUCUGUCCACUUGGAAAAGUUUUAAUCUGGGUAUUUUUAUAUUAUACAAAUUCUUAACUGGCCUAUCUCCUUUAAAUUGUAUAUAUAAUUAUAUCUGACAUUAUCAUAACUACUGUACAAUCAAUAACAUUCCUAUAAGAAAUCCUGCUUAAAGAAAUAUCAUGCUGAAGGGUGAACCUAUAUCCCACGUUAGCUGGUAGUCACAUUAUAUGAUGGUUAAAAUAAAUAUAUUUUAAUGAACUAAGUUGAAUAAAAGCAAAAUUAAAGGCCAUAAAAAAGUAGAUGCCCAAUGUCGAAAGUGGUGCCAUGUAGGGGGUGUUUGGAUUAUGGGGGUAGAUCCUUCAUCAAUGACUUUGUGCCUUCUCUCCAGGUAAUGAGUAACUUCUCACUGUAUUACUUCUCAUAAGAUGUGAUUGUUCAGAAGAGCUUUGAACCUCCUCAUUUCCUGCUCCUUCUUUCACCACAUGGUCCGCUGGCUCCGCUUCUUCUUCUGCCAUGAUUAAAAGCUUCCUGAGUUCCUCACUAGAAGCAGAACCUGGUGCCAUGCCUCUUGUCCAGCCUGUCGAUAUUUUAACCAAGUAAACCACUUUUUCUUUCUAACUUACCCAGCCUCAGAUAUUCCUUUAGAACAAAGCAAAAUGGACUAAGAUACUUCCUCUCCUGGAUAAUGCCAUUAUGGGCAUGUUACGGUUUGAUGUUCUAGGUUUCCUGUUUUGGGGUUCCAUGGCUGAGCAAGACCCCUUGUUUAUGAACGUGAAUUCUUUUAAAGAAUUAGCAAUGUAGCAUACACAUAAAAUGGAUAUGCCUCGCAAUAAAUAAUAAAAAUAAUAACUGGACACCUAAACUCAGAGUAAGAUAUAAAUAAUGCCCCCAAUUUUUGAAGUUGCACCUUUCUCAGAUUUCAAUCUUCGUCUCUUUUUGAAAGUUAGUCAUUAUCCUGAAUUGUGAAUCCAUUACUUCCUUGAUUUUUUAAGUGACGGUAUUUCAUAUGAAAACAAUAUAGACUUGCAAAAAAUUGAAAUACUUGACUAUCCUCAUUAAUUGUGUUUUCACUCAUCAUUGUGUUAAAGAUUCAGCCAUGCUCACCUAUUCAAUUUUAGUCUAUUCAUUCUCGCUUCUCAUAUUAUUUCAUUAUUUAUCCAUGGUAUUUUUGAUGGCCUUUUCAGUGGCUUUCAGUUUGCUGUGCUAGACUUUACACGUUGCUAUGAAUACUCUUCUACAUAUCUUUCUGUUACUAUUGGCCUUGGAACCAUCCACUUUCUUUAGAAGACUGAAUACUUCAAUUUUAAUCAAUUUUGCAUUUACCUUGCAACUACUCUGAGGGAACCUUUUGUUUUCCUCAUUCUGGCAUUCUUAGUCAGCAGUUUACUGUAGCCCUUUGAAAAUAUACUGAAAUCAACCUUAGAUAAUUCAUUGAGAGAAACUAUUAAAUUAACAGAGUAAUGCCAUUUAACUAUCUCUGUAGAGUUGUUUUCUGUUCCCUAGAGGCCCGACAGAAGCCCCUAACAUAUUUUGGGAAAUAUGUAAAAGAUUUUCAUAGGUGUGAUAUCACAUACUUUAUGUUUUUCAUAAAAUCGUGUUGGUGUUCCCUAAGUAUCUUAAAUUAACUCUGAAUAAAUAUAUAGAAUCUCUGGUGGAAUAAUAAGAAAAAAAGGAAGUACUACUUCCAUCUCAAAUAGGUGAAGCAAUUACUCAUUUCGAUGUCCGUUUUCAAUUGAUCAGUUGAUUUCAGCCUUCACUACACCGAAGGUCUAAACUCUUCUCACUAAAGGAGUCUGCCAGAUUUAAUAAAUAAAAAUAGAGGACACCAUAUUGAAUUUAAUUUCAGAUAAAUAAUGAAUAAAAUUUUAGUGGCAAUAUAUCUAACGUAAUAUUUGAGAUCUACUCAUACUAUAGAAAAUAUUUAUCCUUUAUCUGAAAUGCAAUUAACUAUGCAUAUCAUAGUUUACCUGGUAACAGUAUAUCGAUUCUAACAGUCAGAGCGCUCAAGUUUUCCCUCAAGCUUUUCAAUUGGAGAUCAUUCUUGUGUGUCAAAAAGUCACCAGUCGUGGGACACUAAGUUGAACUUUCGUUGUUCUGGCCUACAUCUUCAUUUCAUACAGUACAUUAUCUUCAAGCAAAACACUGAGUGGCUUCUAAAACCUAUUUUCCCAAAGGAGGAUCACUUUUGCUCAUGGUUCUCUGAUAAGAACAUUUUCCAAGGUGCAGCAAGUUUCAAUCUUCAAAAACCCACAGCUACUCAUGGUGUAAGAUGUCCAUGGGGGUGGGGCUCUGGGCCUGGAAAAACUAGAGCAGUCUGCAUGCCGCGAGGAGGUGAGCGGGUAAGAAGCCUUUUGAACCUCACAGGCUCCCGUACUGACAAGUGCUUUGGCAGAAUCCUUUCUUGUUCCCUUUAGCCAAUCAGAUUGCACCUUUUAGCCAUGCGCUUACUUCCUUCGCAACCAUCAGUCCGUACGGCAGGCCAACCAUCUUGCCUGCGAUUUUAGGAGCGGGAUUUUCCAGCUCCAGAUUGGCCACGGCAUACAUCUUACGAGAUGUCGCACCAAGAGGGCAGCGCAGAUGGCUUACAAGACUCAGGGAUUGAAACCCUGUUCAGCAGCCCAGAGGAGCAGUCUGGAGUGGCAGCAGCGACGGAGGCCUCCUCAGACAUUGAUACAGCGACCUUAGAUAUGAGUAUGAGAAUGACUGGAGAUGGCAGUGAUACCAGUGAUGGUGGUUUCCCAAAGGGUUCCAGCACAGAAAAUCGAAGUGCUGACCAAGAAAGUUCAAGUGAAGACGUCGAACUUGAAAGCAUGGAGGACUCUGAGCGUUUCCUCACGCCUGAUGUAAGACUAUUCUAUUACAAUUUACUAAGAGAGGACGAGAUAGUAGAGGAGGAAGAGGAAGAAAUAGACGAGGAGGGAGAAGAGGAUGAAGAACAGGCUCAGAUGUGUCCACGGUGUGGUGGUACCGACCAUGAGCAGUGUUUGUUAGAGGAUAGGGCGCUGGAGGAGUGGACUUCCUCAGAGACAUCUGCCCUGCCGCCACCUCGCUGGCAGGCCGUUACUGCUCUUCACCAACGGCAGCUGGGUUUAAGUACCCGCUUUGUCUAUGAGGCCUGUGGGGCAAGAGCCUUUGUGCAGCGUUUCUGCCUGCAAUAUCGUCUUGAAGGACAUACGGGUUGUGUCAAUACUGUACACUUUAACCAGCGUGGCACCCGGCUGGCCAGUAGUGGUGAUGACCUAAGGGUGAGAGUGUGGGACUGGGUGCGGCAGAAGCCAGUAUUGGACUUUGACAGUGGUCACAUUAGUAAUGUCUUACAGGCCAAGUUCCUUCCUAACAGUGCUGACUCCACCCUGGCCAUGUGUGCCCGCGAUGGGCAGGUACGGGUAGCAGAACUAAUGAAUGCAUCAUGUUUUGAGAGUACUAAGUGUGUGGCCCAGCACAACGGAGCUGCCCACAAGUUGGCUCUGCAGCCAGACUCUCCUUAUAAGUUCCUCACUUCAGGUGAAGAUGCGGUUGUCUUCACCAUUGACCUCAGACAACACCAGCCAGCUUCAAAAAUUGUGAUAACAAGAGAAAAGGGGAAGAGAGUGGGACUAUAUACAAUUUCUGUGAAUCCCGCUAAUACCUACCAAUUUGCAGCGGCUGGACAAGAUCAGUUUGUCAGGAUUUAUGACCAGAGGAGAAUUGACAAGAAAGAAAACCACGGUGUACUCAAGAAAUUCACUCCUCAUCACCUGGUUAAUUGUGAUUUCCCAACAUGCAUCACCUGCACUAUGUACAGCCACGAUGGCACGGAGCUCUUGGCCAGCUACAGUGAUGAAGAUAUCUACCUCUUCAACUCCUCUCACGGUGAUGGUGCUCAGUAUGCAAAGAGAUUUAAGGGACACAGAAAUAAUACCACAGUCAAAGGUGUUAAUUUCUAUGGCCCCAGGAGUGAGUUUGUCGUGAGCGGUAGUGAUUGUGGGCACAUCUUUUUCUGGGAAAAAUCAUCUUGCCAGAUCAUCCAGUUGUUGAAGGAUGACCCAGAGGGUACAAUAAACUGUCUUGAACCCCACCCUUACCUACCUAUGUUGGCAACCAGCGGCCUAGAUCAUGAUGUCAAGAUCUGGACACCCACAGCUGAAGCUGCCACUGAACUUACUGAUUUAAAAGACGUGAUGAAGAAGAACAAGUGGGAACGAGAUCAAGAAAAUUUUUACCAUGCUACCUUGUUUGACCAGUACAUGCUUUGGUUCCUCAGGGGCCAGCUGUCACAGAGAAAUCAUCACCAGGGCUGGGGAGCCAGAUUCCCAGGAGAAGAAUCGGAUGAGUCUUCCAGCACCUCACAUACAUCCGAGGAGGAAGGCCAAGACUGAGUGCCAUGUAUACCAUCCCAAAGGCCUCACACCCAGUCAAGCUAGAUGCCACUUAAGUAUGCUGGAUUUUACAAUGCAGUUUGACUAAAUUAGAAUUGUCAAUAGAUUAAUAGAUUUGCUUUUUGUCUUCUGCUUUCCACGAUUCGCACUGAAAACCAUCUCUUCCAUUCUUUCCUCUCUCCUUUCUUCCUUCCACACAUUCCUUCUUUCUCAUUUCUUUCCUCAUGGUUUCCUUAUGCCUCUUUUGUUACCCCUUAUUCUUACGUGAGUGCAUACACAACUUACCUCUUUUCCUUUGUUCCCUAAUAGUUGACCUCUAAAAUUUCCUAAUUUUGUUUAAAGAAAUUAAUAGCCUUAUUGGAUGCAUCUACUCAAUUCUGACAUUCUGGUAACGAUGACCGUUUUACAUUUUUACAUCUUUAACAAUUUUUCUGAAGAUCAAGUUCUUCAGUUGACCUGAAAAUUUCAAAAAUAUGUUUCUUCUUUAGAAGUAAAAUAACACAAACUAUAGUUUUGCUCUGUUGAUGCUGACACUUGGCCACACACACACAGUCUGAGAGAGGGAAAAGAUGAGUAGUGUGUAAAUUAAUUUCUAAUCAGAUAAUUCAUCCCCUCAGAAUAAACAAUGUGAGAUUAUCUACAUUUUCUGAAUCCAUAUGUUAACAAUUUUGAAAUAUUUGGGUACAGCGUAGCUGGUAAGAACUAAAUUAAGUCUGAUCACAUGACAUCAUUUUCUCUGUGCAUUAAGUGUUCUUGAAGUGUUACGGUUGGGAACUCCCAAAGGGUGACCUUCCAGGAAGUCCUCCUGGAACAGCCAUUUCCUAUAAAUGCCAGCUACUGGUAUAAAAAUCUCUCAUAUUUGAAAAUACAUUUUAAUUAACUUUUAAGAACAAGUUGCUGUAAAAAUUGUUUAUGCUGACCCAUAACCAUUUGGUGUAGUUGGUAGAAAAAUCCUAUUUGACACGCUCACAUUGUUUAAAAUUCUCUUUGCUGCUUAAAUUGCUUUAAAAAUUCUUUUAAGCCUUAUUUAAUAUAUAUUAAAUAAGGAUACUGGAUGUCCAAUUACUGACCAAUAAAUAUAUUCAUCUUUAUUUUGUAUGUGUCAUUUGUAUGAAUGAAUUAAAAGAUCACCUUUCCCCCAGCACCCAUGAACCAUGCCGCACCAUUCGUUGCCGUCUUUUCCUGGAAAAGAAGGAUGUAAUGAAACAUCCUGUGUCUUGACAAUGGCUUUUCUUUGGUAAUACUUCUUGAGAUAAGUAUUAUCUCUGUUUCUUUGGGAAAAUAUAAUUUGCGUAACGAGAUUAGAAUUUCGGAUGGAACACAACUUGACUGAAGUUUGUGCUCACUGAGAUCCAAAGCUAGGGACAACUGCCCUGGGGUCUGGGAGCCUCAAGAAGCCCCUAUCAAGCUCUGCUGUCAGGAAAGGAUCCUAAGAGUUCGAAAAGAGAAUUUAUAGGCAUAUGAAGAGAGUUAUAAACUAGAAUUCCAAGUUUGGGCCCCCUGUACAACUUCAUGGGAUGCAUACCAGCAAUAAUAUUAACAAAACAUUAAAAAAAUCGUUUGGGAUUCCAAGUGACACCCGGUGUCAGUGUGAGCAAAAGUGAAAGCAGAUAAAUUAUGCAGUUAUUUUUCCACCUGCUGUUUGGAAGGUCUGCCUCUGUGGGGGAUUUAUAUUCUGCUUACUUAGCUAAACUAAAAGUUUCCUCCAAGUUCCCUGAAUGGGUCCGAGAUUCCUUGUGAUACAAGAGGCAUUUGGUAAAAGAUUUGGGAGGCAAAGGUAAAGUAGUAGCCACAUUUAUUUUGUGCUUUAUGCUUAGAAAGGCGCUGCUGUGGCUCAUGAACAUUUUUGCUUCUAUCCUGGCUUACCUUGUUGGUGUGGGGCAGCAUCUGGGCCCACACCUGCUCCAGUUCUCCCUCAUAUCUUCCUUCUUCACUGGCUCCAUAAAAAAGAAUACCAGUUUUAUGUUAAGGGCAUUGAUGUCAUUGAAAUAGGAGGUUGGAGGCAGUGAAAGAUCAACAUGGGUCCCAGACAGUCCUUGUGAGCUCCAGACAUUCCUCAUGCAUUCCUUUUCCCCUUGCUUCCUCUACUUUGCAUCACCUCUUCCCGACUACCCUGCUGACCUUGGGUUUCAGCAUCUGAUGCAAAGACAGAAGCCUUGCUGAGACUGAUUAACUGGCUUUCACAUUUUAAUAAGGCAUGGACCCUAUUAUAAGUCCCUGUUUAUAUGUGUAUCACCCCCUAAAUGUGUAUCAUCUAUUUGUUCAAUUGGAGUGUUUGUUUCUCUUCAGGAACCCUGACUGAUGCAACCUCCCCCAUAUGCUUGGGACUGAGUAAACCCCUGGUUACUUAGACUUGGACCUUUGCCAUCAGAAGGAAUUAUAGGUCCCUAAAGGGAGAAGUUGAACUUCACACACACACGCACACAUUCUUAUAUUCUCAGUGUGAGCUGAGCUAGGGUCCACUGACCCAGAAGUGGCCCAGUCCUGGGAGCAGGAAAGAAAGGGAAGGGUGAAGUGGUAUGAACUCCAUUGUUCCUCAGUGCUGGGGGGCUGGGAAACACCAUCUCCUUCUCCUGGCCUUAUCCAGGCUCCAGGAAGGAGAGCAGAUUGAGUCUCAGGCCUGUGACUUCCUGUCCACACUGCCGAUCCCUGGGUUUGAGGGUAGCGAAGAGAUCUGGGGAAAGAAGGGGACAGAAUCGGGAAAAGAUGUUGAUCAAGAAAGAUGACAACCAGGGGUGAGGGCUGAAAGUGAAUUAAAGAUAAGAACACCAUUUAAAAAGUAGAGAGGAGGGAAACAAAACCAAAAUCCAUCCCAAAUCCAAACCUGCUUUGAAGAAAAGAAGAUCCUCCGGUCUCAUAGAGACAUUAUUUGGAAAGGCUUGCUUUCCUGCAGGAGUGCUCAGGCCUCAGUGUGACCCUACAGAUGGAGGACGCAGCCUCUCCAGCUCGUCCUAGUCCUGGCUGGGGGCAACUUCCUCUUUGUCAUCCUCCUUGCCUUCCUCUCUCCCUCGCUCUCCGUCUCUCUCUCGCUGUCUCCCUCUCAAUGAAGCUCAUGUGGUAGAGGUAUAUUUUGUUUUAUUGCACUUCAUUUAAUACGUUUUGCAAUUAUUGUGCUUUAGAAAUACUGCUUUUUUUUUUUUAAACAAAUUGAAGGUUUGUGGCAACUCUGCAAUAACCAAGUCUACCAGCACCAUUUUUCCAACAGCAUGUGGUCACUUCAUGUCUCCAUGCCACAUUUUGGUAAUUCUUGCCAUAGUUCAAAUUUCCAUUAUAAUUUUAUCUGUUAUGGUGAUUUGUGAUUGAUGAUCUUUUCUUUUUUCUUAGACAGCCUUGUUCUGUUACCCAGGCCAGAGUGCAGUAGGGCAAUCAUAGCUCGCUGCAGCCUCCUGGGUUCAAGGGAUCUUCCCACCCCAGCCUCCAGUUAUGAGGGACCACAUGCCUGAGCCACUGCACCCGGCUAGCCUAUUUUUGGUAAAAUUUUGUUAGAGGUGGUGCCUUGCUGUGUUGCUCAGGCCGAUCUGGAACUCCUGGCCUCAAGUGAUCCUCCUGAGCGGCUAGGAUUACAGGCAAGAGGUGACUGGUGAUUACAAGCAAGAGGUGAUCGGUCGUCUUUCAUGUUACCGUAGUAAUUGUUUUGGCACACUGUGAACUGUGUCCAGUAUAAGACGAUGAACUUAUUCGAUGUUGUAUGAUUUUUCGGUGCCCCACCCACCAGCCAUUCCUGUGUCUGCCUCCCUCUCUUCUGGCCUCCCUAUCCCCUAAGACACAAGAAUAUGGAAAUUAGGCCAAUCAAUAACCCAACAGUGGCCUCCAUCUGUUCAAGUGAAGAGUCACAUGUUUCUCACUUUAAAUCAAAAGCUAGAAAUGAUUAAGCUUAGUGAGGAAAACAUGUAAAAAGCUGAGAUAGGCCAAAGCUAGGCAUCUUGUGACAAAUAGUCGACUAAGUUGUCAAUGAAAAGGAAAAGUUCCUGAAGGAAAUUGAAAGUACUACUGCAGUGAGCACAUAAAUGAUAAGAAACUGAAACAGCCUUGUUGCUGAUAUGCAGAAAGUUUGAGUGGUGUGCAUAGAAGAUCAAAGGGACCGCAACAUUCCCUUAAGCCAAAACCUAAUCCAAAGUCAGGCCUUAACUUUCUCCAGUUCUGUGAAGGCUGAGAGAGGGGAGCAAGCUGCAGAAGAAAAUUAUUA